This is a messenger RNA of Grus americana (Whooping crane), 1833 nucleotides long. RefSeq names its product cathepsin Z (gene CTSZ). NCBI's taxonomy places the organism in Eukaryota, Metazoa, Chordata, Aves, Gruiformes, Gruidae. Gene Ontology annotation, cellular component: lysosome. The record is from RefSeq and is a predicted model, not a curated record. Bases 85 to 996 code for a protein of 303 amino acids. The transcript is spliced from 6 exons. Gene Ontology annotation, molecular function: cysteine-type endopeptidase activity.
CGCCGGCACCGCCCACAGCCUGCGGCCGCCCUUAAAUGCGGGCGGCGGGGCCGCGCUGUGGAGGAAGGUGUUGCCGGCUCCAGUAUGGCUGAGCUGUGCGGGCGCGUCGCGUCCCUCCUGCUGCUGCUCUGGGGCUGCCUCUGCCCGCCUGCCCGCGCCGGCCUCUACUUCAGGGAAGGGCAGCACUGCUACAAGCCGGCCCCGCGCAAGGCUCCCGGCCUGAGGACCUACCCCCGCCCGCACGAGUACCUGGACGUGUCCGCCCUACCCGAGAGCUGGGACUGGAGGAACGUGAACGGCAUCAAUUAUGCCAGCACGACGCGGAACCAGCACAUCCCCCAGUACUGCGGGUCCUGCUGGGCCCACGGCAGCACCAGCGCUUUAGCAGAUCGUAUCAACAUAAAGAGAAAAGGUGCGUGGCCUUCUGCCUACCUCUCUGUUCAGAAUGUGAUUGAUUGUGCUGAUGCAGGAUCCUGUGAAGGUGGAGACCACUCAGGUGUUUGGACGUAUGCCCAUGACCAUGGCAUUCCAGAUGAGACCUGCAACAACUACCAAGCUAAGGAUCAAAAAUGUAAGAAGUUUAACCAGUGUGGAACUUGUGUCACUUUUGGAGAAUGCCAUGUGAUAAAGAACUACACUCUCUGGAAAGUUGCUGACUAUGGGUCUGUCAGUGGAAGAGAAAAAAUGAUGGCAGAAAUCUAUACUAAUGGACCAAUUAGCUGUGGCAUAAUGGCUACUGAAAAGUUGGAUGCUUACACUGGUGGACUUUAUACAGAGUACAACCCCUCGCCUGAGGUGAAUCACAUUGUAUCUGUGGCUGGCUGGGGUGUAGAAAAUGGAACAGAAUACUGGAUUGUUCGUAACUCAUGGGGUGAACCCUGGGGUGAAAGAGGGUGGCUGAGAAUUGUGACAAGUGCGUAUAAAGGUGGAAGAGGAGCAGAGUACAAUCUUGCUAUUGAAGAGGACUGUGCAUAUGGAGAUGUUGUACUUCCUUGAUUCUAUAUUGUACAUUUUGCUGUUUAGGAACUACUUUGUUUGGAAGCUUACCAGCACAACCUUUUUCUGUUUGAAGAACAGCAGUCUAAAUUCUUUCACAGUUCAACACCAUCAGGUAGUUCUGCAAAAUUAGCCCAGAUAGCAACACACAGUGUCUUCAAAGUAAAAUAAAUACAGAGCUACCUUUAGAUAAUUUACAACUUAAAGUAAUUUACGCAUGAAAAAGUUGUCUGCCUUUAUGCACAGUAUUUAGUCAAGAUGAUUUAAUCACAGAAACUGUACAUGUACAUCUCUGUAUAUUUUUUUAAAUACAAAUUAUGUAGACAUGCUGGGAAGAAAAAGUAUACUCAAUAUUUGGGUCUAGAGCUUGUAUUAAAGUCUGACAGUAUUGAGCAAAUAUCAUCUCACAAUGAUGCAGAUGAAAAAACAAAGUGAGUCUGGAUGUGAUACAUUCAAAAACUAAAUCCCCUGUUGUUUCCUUGGCCUCCUGGUAAAACAGUGUUGUUGGAAGUCUCAUAUAAUGCAGUUGCUAUUUUCCAACCAAAAUGAUAUAACAGAAAUUACUUUGAUCAAAAGACAAAGUCUAUAAAUGCUUUAGUUAUUUAAUUAGUCUUGUCUUUGCUCAAAGUCCUUGCUUUAAUAUGUAAUUGGCUGUGCCAUUUCUUCUCCUAAGGAGGUAAAGUAUAAAUUGCCACAACCUAGAACUCUUCCCUAAUUUGAAAGGUAGCAAAUUCUCUUCCUUAGUAACUGGCUGUUUUAAGUGACAAAGCAGUCAUAUCAAAUGUUACUAACUAGCAAUGUUAAUUGCAUUUAAUAAAUAGAUUUUUUUUUCUCUUA